Erpetoichthys calabaricus (reedfish) is the source of this 1356-nucleotide messenger RNA. RefSeq names its product zinc finger protein 501-like. Gene Ontology annotation, biological process: regulation of transcription by RNA polymerase II. Lineage: Eukaryota; Metazoa; Chordata; Cladistia; Polypteriformes; Polypteridae. Gene Ontology annotation, molecular function: RNA polymerase II cis-regulatory region sequence-specific DNA binding; DNA-binding transcription factor activity. The transcript has a single exon. Bases 1 to 1356 code for a protein of 451 amino acids. The record is from RefSeq and is a predicted model, not a curated record.
AUGUCUGUUUACAUCAAAAAAGAAGGUCCUCAGCUGGAUUUUGCUGGAGAUUUCGACAAUUGUGUGAAGCAGGAAUCCAUCUCUAGUAAGGAAGAGAAGGAGGAGUUUGGUAUUAAACAAGAGUCCUCUGAAGUGGAACUUUCUCCCACAGUUAAAAAGCCGGCUCCUCCUGUAGGUUAUGCAGAUAAAGAGAAGUUUAUGGACCGCAAAGUUAAAGAUGUCCAUCUGAGGUGGGCUUUCCGAGGAAGUUCAUCCCCAUAUCAGGUGGCAUGCGAGCCUGAAUGUGAGAAGGUAGACAUGGAUAGAUUGGGGAUUCAGUUAAUGCCGAGUGCAACCAGGGAGAAGCUAAAAGCAGUCCAGACUGUAGAUGAGCCCUCAAAGACCAUUGGCAUAUCACACCAACUUAAAGUCUAUCAGCAAAUCGAUACAAGUGAAAAUCCACACCAGUUCACUAAAUUUGGAAAGACGGUUCCUCAAGGUGGAGACCGUGGAAAACAAAAGAGAUCUCACACUAGGAAAAAACUGUUCCAAUGUACUGAAUGCGGAAGGUCCUUUAACCGGAAUGCCAGACUUGCACAACACCAGCGAAUACACACAGGCGAAAAGCCGUUCCAGUGUAAUGAAUGUGGAAAGUCAUUCAGCCAGAAUAUCGAUCUUCGACGACACGAGAGAAUUCACACGGGAGAGAAGCCGUAUCGAUGUUCGGUCUGCGGAAAGUCUUACAGCAGGAACGCCAGGCUGAAACAUCACGAGAUAAUUCACACUGGAGAAAAGCCGCACAGAUGCGCCGAAUGUGGAAAGACUUUCAUCGUCUCUGCGAACCUUAAGUACCACCAGAGGCUUCACACCGGGGAAAAACCUUAUCGAUGUAACGAAUGUGGUAAGACGUUCUGCCAGCUGUCACAAUUUAAACUUCACCAGGUUAAUCACACGGGAGAAAAGCCGUUCCAGUGCACUGAAUGCGCAAAAUGUUUCAACUUGGCUUCAAACCUUAAAGUCCAUCAAAGGAUUCACACGGGAGAAAAACCGUACCAGUGUAAAGAAUGUGGAAAAUCGUUUGGCCAUGUCACCAGCCUUAGGCAGCAUCAGAGGAUUCAUACAGGAGAAAAACCUUACCGGUGUAUCGAAUGUGGAAAGACGUUUACCCAAGUGGCAAACCUUCACUGCCACCAGAGAAUUCAUACGGGAGAAAAAACAUACCGGUGUACCGUGUGCGGAAAGACCUUCUACUGGCCGGCCAGUCUUACGCGGCAUCAGAAUGUUCACAGAAGAGAAAGAAAGGCCAGAAGGCGGAGAAGGAGAGGAGAGAAGUUGUACCCAUCUUCAGAGGUACCAGGGCUGUUGAAGCCCUUAUGA